Molecule: messenger RNA, 1146 nt
Organism: Talaromyces rugulosus
Lineage: Eukaryota; Fungi; Ascomycota; Eurotiomycetes; Eurotiales; Trichocomaceae
Exons: 1
Coding region: 1-1146 (381 amino acids)
Biological process (GO): fatty acid biosynthetic process; secondary metabolite biosynthetic process
Molecular function (GO): fatty acid synthase activity
Source: RefSeq, a predicted model, not a curated record
AUGGUCGAGUUGCUCGGUGUCUGGCCCACCUUCACAAAGUCUAUUGAUCGCGCAGGCCAACUUCUCACUAAGAUUGGCAGUUCGUGGGAUCUGAGAACUGAAUUAACUAAGUCAAUACAGACUUCCCGUAUGGAGGAGCCAGAAAUUGCACAGCCAUUAUCCACUGCUAUCCAGCUUGCUCUUGUGGAUACACUAGCUGAGCUGGGUGUUCUCCCUUCGCUCGUUGCAGGCCACUCCAGUGGUGAGAUUGCCGCAGCCUACUGUGCCAAGGCAAUUUCCUUCGAGGACGCUAUUACUGUGGCUUACCACAGAGGACGUCUCGCUAGCGACCUCCGAAAGAGAGUGGUAGACCGCCCAGGUUCUAUGCUGGCAGUCGGGGCUGCUCCAGAGGUUGUUGAUGCAAAGAUUAGCGAGCUUGGGGAUGCAUCAAAACGUCUCGAGAUUGCUUGCUACAACAGUCCAUCAAGUGUCACAGUCUCAGGCGACGAUGAUGCUAUUGUGUCACUGAUGGAGAUAUUGAAUGCAGACGAAAUCUUCCACCGCAAGUUGAACACUGGUGGUGCGGCCUACCAUUCCCACCAGAUGAAGAUGAUUGAAAAAGAAUACUUUGACUCUCUUGAAGGAAUUAGAGCAGGAGUUACUGAUUCUUCAGUCAUCAUGGUAUCGUCUUUGACCGGAAAUGAGAUCAAAGAGACAUUAAUCGACAGGGCGUACUGGGUUCAGAACUUGGUCUCUCCAGUUCAGUUCGCGGAAGCCACUAAAAAACUGUGUCAAACCAAAUCUGGUUACAAGAGAGUCAACCUUAUUUUGGAAGUUGGUCCCCAUUCCCAGAUGAGAGCCCCCAUCAAGCAGACCCUGCGAACAUUGCGUGGAGAUAGAGAUGCUCACAGGUCAGGUUAUAACCUAUUAGCCACACUAUUUCGGAGAUUCUCUAGUUUCCUAGCCUGGUUAUCAAUGUAUUCACGGUUUUUUUGGCUUGUUUUCUUCUCAGUGCUUCACUUAACCGUACAGAAUGUGUCCUCCCCUUUUUACUAUUACUUUAUAACCCAAUCGAAUGUCAUUGCUUCGAUCCACGAGCGAGAUUCCUACACCAAUUACACUUUGUAUAUAGCAUCUGAAAAACCCACAACUAUCUUAAAAGGUUGA